This is a messenger RNA of Rhagoletis zephyria (snowberry fruit fly), 858 nucleotides long. RefSeq names its product putative odorant receptor 85d. Gene Ontology annotation, cellular component: plasma membrane. NCBI's taxonomy places the organism in Eukaryota, Metazoa, Arthropoda, Insecta, Diptera, Tephritidae. Gene Ontology annotation, molecular function: odorant binding; olfactory receptor activity. The record is from RefSeq and is a predicted model, not a curated record. Gene Ontology annotation, biological process: sensory perception of smell; detection of chemical stimulus involved in sensory perception of smell.
AUGUCCAACAAGCCGAUACAUUUCGAAAGUUUCUUCUAUAAAGCCAAAAUUUUCUUCAACUGCAUUGGGGUGAAUGCCUACGAUAAAGUCAGCAAUGAGCCACGAAGAGGAAAACUUGCACUGGUACGACGCCACUUGCAACGCAUUAUUUUCACCGUUACAAUCGUCAAUCUGAAUUUAACAUUGCUGAGCGUCUUGAUUCAAAUAUUUUUGGAUAUCGUAAAUAACAACAACUUUAUUGAAGCAACUAUGCUGGGUUCAAUAGGAAACGCGCUCAUUAUCAGCGAAUUGAAAAUCUUCAGCAUAUGGUGGCAACGUUCACGGAUUAGCUCGCUCAUGCAAGAGCUCUACGCGCUCUAUCCACAAACAUUGGGAGGCCAGAUGCUCUACCAAGUAAAAGCCGAACUGAAAAAUUGGAAUCGUUUAGGCAAUGCUUAUAUUAUGCUAAAUGUAUUGUUAGUCUGGAGCAAUACUCUCUGGCCGCUAAUUAGCUAUCUUAUUUUUGAAUAUUGGCUGGAGUUGCGGAAAGUAGGUAAAAUGCUUAGCUUUAACUGCUGGACACCGUUUGUCUGGUGCGAUAAUUGGCUUUACUAUCCGAUGUAUUUGUCACAACUCACCGUUGCGCACGCUUGUAUUUCGACACAGUUGGCCAAUGAUUUGCUCUUCAGUGCGGUGGCUGUGCAACUUAUCAUGCACUACCGCCAGCUGGCCAAACGGAUUGAGAGUUACGUAGUAGCUGAGAGCGGCGGAAAUGAAAUGAAAAAGCGGCGACUGAGCGACCUUGAGCGCAGUGAGAUCGAUUUGCGGUUUCUGCACGGCAUUAUAGCCUAUCAUCAGAAAAUUUUGACGUUUGUAUAA